Molecule: messenger RNA, 405 nt
Organism: Dibothriocephalus latus
Lineage: Eukaryota; Metazoa; Platyhelminthes; Cestoda; Diphyllobothriidea; Diphyllobothriidae
Source: the annotation of a GenBank genome assembly
AUGGCCCAGUUGCUCCUUGUGGCUGGAAACGGCAACAUUCCAAACAACACUGACUUCUUCCAACCGUUGGCAGAACCCUUCAUUCUAGUGCCCACCCUUCCGGGCAUUUCUUUUUUAUUCGGUCACUGGGGCGAACAUCUUGUUAGCUACCACGACUUCUACCUUUUCGGUAUCCAACGGGACAUUCUUUUCAACACUAGCAAAAAAGGGACAAAGGCAAACUGGGAGGAAAUUUACCAGUUGGAGGGUAUGAUCCUGGCAGGCACAAGCACCGUUCAGGAGGUGAUCCCAAAACAGUGGCCCGGUAAUGGCUCCGGCCCACGAGUCAACUACUGCAUGUUGGCUAUUUGCAAGCAUGGUAAUUCGUCUCAGAUUGAGCAUCCAUCUUACUAUACAGUUAUGUGA